UUACAGCGGGGUCCCGAGGGAGGGGAGCGAGCGCGGGGGCAGCGCCGGCAGCCGGAGCCGAGGCUGAGCGGACCCGACCCUCCGCGGGCCGACCCGGGCGCCCGUCCCGAGCGGGCCCGGGGGCCAUGGCUUCCCCCUACCCGGUCCCGGGGGCCACGACCGGCGACAGCGGCGGGGAGCUGAGCUCAGGGGACGAGUCUGGGGACGUGGGGGACUCCCCGGCCGGCCCCGACGGCGAGGCCACCAAGAGCCUGGCGGAGCUCUUUGAGAAGGCGGCGGCUCACCUGCAGGGCCUGGUCCAGGUGGCCAGCAGGGAGCAGCUCCUCUACCUGUACGCCAGGUACAAGCAGGUCAAAGUUGGAAAUUGUAAUACACCUAAACCAAGCUUCUUUGAUUUUGAGGGGAAACAGAAAUGGGAAGCAUGGAAGGCACUUGGAGAUUCAAGUCCUAGCCAAGCAAUGCAGGAAUAUAUUGCAGUGGUUAAAAAGUUGGAUCCAAACUGGAAUCCUCAGGUACCAGAGAAAAAAGGGAAAGAAGUAAAUGCUGGGUUUGGUGGACCAGUUGUUAGUUCUUUGUAUCAAGAAGAAACUAUCAGAGAAGAAGACAAAAACAUAUUUGAUUACUGCAGGGAAAACAACAUUGACCACAUAACCAAAGCCAUCAGAUCAAAAAAAGUGGACGUGAACAUGAAGGAUGAAGAGGGCAGGGCUCUACUGCAUUGGGCAUGUGACCGAGGACAUAAGGACCUAGUAACAGUCCUACUGCAAUAUACAGCUGACAUUAACUGUCAGGAUAAUGAAGGCCAGACAGCUCUACAUUAUGCUUCUGCCUGUGAGUUCUUAGACAUUGUGGAACUGCUGCUGAAGUGUGGAGCUGACCCCACCCUACGAGACCAGGAGGGCUGUCUGCCUGAGGAGGUGACAGGCUGUAAAGCUGUCUCUUUAGUACUGCAGCAACACACAGCUGGCAAAGCUUAACUCCACAGCUGGGAAGCUGCAGCCUUUACUAGUCCAGGGCUUCAAUAUGAAAGAAAACUACAAUAAUAACCCUUCUCUGCCACUCUUCUUUGGUAUGCAUUGGCUAAUGAGGAAUAGGACACUCAGAGAUGUUGACUGGUGGUUCACAGCCUCGGCGAUUCAUUCUAUCUGCAAACACUGGGGAGAAUAGAUGAACUUAAGUGUAGUACAUAGUAUAAUCUAGUUCUUUUGAGCAUGCUCUGAUACUUAUCACUGCUCAAGAGGGCGGGGAAAGGAAGCAGAUCAUCUUUCACAAUAUUAAAUGUGGCUGCUCUUUAAAAUAUAGAUAUGUAAGCAAAAAGUGACCAUUUUAUACAGAAAAUGAGGGCAUCUAUUCAUGAAAUACCUUAUUUAGUGGUAACCAAAUGGGCAGCACCGCUAACACAACUGGACUAAGUAGACAUUCCAAGUAUACUCCUCAUUUGACAGACAAUUUUGAGACAGGAAGAGGAGGUAAUGAUCAAAAACAAUAAGGAAAAAAGUUUGUUUGCAUUCUCUGAGAGAUGUGGUAGGUAUAAAGAAAAUCAGCUGUUUUAUGAAAACCUCCAAACCUUGUGUGUUUUAGAAUAGGAUCCAGUAGGUUCUCUCAGAGGAAGAGAUGUUGAUGAUGGACAAAGCACCAGUUAAGCCAGUAUUCUUCUCCUAACCAGCUUGGGGGAAGGAGAGAGAGGGAUCUUCUUAGUACCCAACCCUCUCCCUCCAGAUAUAAUGCUUAUGUCAGAAAGACUUCAGCAUUAUGUUAAGUAAGAGUCUUUUAAAGUCUAGUGUGAAAUGGUGCUUUUGAGCGUGGAGUGGACACCAAGAUAACCUCUCUUGUUCUAAAAGCGUGUGGGUGCUUUUUUAAGCACUGUGUCAGUGUCCAUCCUGGGUUCUAAGUUUGCCUUUUUAUCCUGGCUCAGCCUAAUCCAGGAAAUUCUUUUGAAAGCUAUUAUUGUACAAAUCAAGCAGCUCAUUCAGUAGGAAGUUGGUUUUAGGUUUGUCAUCAAUAUCAUCAGAAUAGUAGCAGGAAGUGUCUCAGAACUUUGGUUGGUAUUGAAGCUUUCCAUCGGCUUGUACCCCCCAGGGAGUGCUUCCGUGGCAGAAAUCUGGCAUGUUGAGUAGUGCCUCUCCUGUUGGAUUGCUCUCAAGCUUACUUGAAGACUUAGGUCUUCUAGGAUAUUGACCAGCAUCUUUUACCAGUAUUCAUUUUUUUAAUCGCUUAAAAAUCUGGCAUGCAUGUUAGAGCCUCCUGAAGUUUCACUGGCAUUCCUAAAGGACUGUUAUCAUUACCUUGGAGCUCCUCUCACAGCAUUCAGGCUACACCACAGCUCACUUUUGCUUUAUUAUGCUGUGUAUCGUUAUGUGUGUAAGAAUCCUCCUCUCCUAGUUGCAGCCAAAAUGUAAAAAUUGUUGCAUGCCCUUUUAAAAUUAAUGUUAUUUUGUGCACAUCAGUAACAGAGCAAAUUUAGUAAAGUUUUUGUUCUAGACAGACUGAAAGGGCAACUGCUUGGGCCCAUUGACUUCUGUUCACCUGAUUCUGCAAACAUUUAUUAAGCGUCUUCUCUGUGCAAAACACUGUUGUCUUUUGUCAACAUUUGGUAGUUUCACCUUGUUAUAUAUUAGCCAAGAUUUUAGUUUUCUCUUCUCUAACAUCAAAACAAAGUCAAUGGGAUUUAAUUUAUUUAUUUCAUUUUAAGAUUUUUUGAGUUCACUUUUACAACUUUAGGUCAUUAAUUGAAUAUAACUGUUAGCUUAGAAAUAUCAAAUGCAUUUAUAAAGCCAGCUUCAAAAUGUUUAACUCUUUUAUGAAGUUACCAAGAUUUGAAUUCAGGAAACUGUUUUCCAGAAGCAGUUAACAUUAUUAUCAUACACAGCAGCUUGUGAAUUAUCUCUUUUUAUCAUAAGGGCUGUGUUGGCAUUAUCCAUUACAACAGUUGAAACCUGGUUUUGAUUCCCCUUUAGCUCUUCUUGAGUUAUUCUAGAAAUAACUAUGCUCCUACCUUGAACAUUUUAGAUUAGGAUUCUUUGAGUUUCCUUGCCAAAAGUGGAGGAGCUACUCCCAAGCAAAGAAUAUAUUUUGAGGAAAAAAUCAACUAGUCAUCCAAGAACUUUCUCAUGGUGAGUACAUAAUGAGCUAAUGUUUCCAUACUACUUAACUGGAUUUUCCAGUAGUUUGGCCUAGAGAUUAUCAUGCCUGAAGUCAGGAAAUGUAGGUUUAGAUUCUGGCCCUGAUAAUCUUUGUGACUUGGAGCAAGUAUCUUUACCUGUCUAGGCCUCAGUUUCUUAUAUGAAAUGAGGGGAUUGGAUUAGACGAUUGUUCAUGCCCCUUUCAGCUCUAAACCUUAUGAAUGAACUGAUUUGAAAGAGGAAAUGUUUUAGUGUGGGUUCAGCUGUGAAUUCUGGGUAUGUUAAUAACAAUUCAAAUGAAUCAUACUGAAAAAUAUGAUGGGAAGUAUUUUGAAGCAGUUAUUUCUGGUUCCACUGUAAGAACCAACAAAAAUGUUAAGAUACCACUUAUUUUUCAGAUACCACUGUUAUUUGGGGGAAGGGAGGAAUAGUUUGAGUUUUUAUUGGCUCAGAUAUCUGAUUCCAGAUCUUUCUUGUUUGAUAUCUCUAAUGCCACAGAGCAUUGUAAAAUUUGUACCACUAUCAGUUUCUGUGGGGUUAGAGCAAUCUUUGGAUUGGAAGAAUAAAUCAUCUGUGAGUGAUGUAACUAAAAAGUUCUCAAACCUCAACUGAGAUCAUCCUUUGCACCCUUACUCUUUGGCCUUUAUCACUUUCCACUUUUUUCAUUCUGAUAUCAUUCUCAGUUCAGUACUCUACUUUAAAAUGUUGUCCUAAGUGCCCCAGUACCAGAGUCUACACAUAAAAGCACAACUGACCAUCUUUUUCCAUUUCCCAACCAAGGUACUUAAUGGAAUUUCCCUUCUUACUGAAGAUUUACUAUCAAAAUAUCACUGUUGAUUUUUUUACUCUAAUACACAUAUGUAAUAAACCUUUCAGUCUAAUAA
This is a messenger RNA of Trichosurus vulpecula (common brushtail), 4006 nucleotides long. RefSeq names its product acyl-CoA binding domain containing 6 (gene ACBD6). Gene Ontology annotation, molecular function: fatty-acyl-CoA binding; protein binding. The record is from RefSeq and is a predicted model, not a curated record. NCBI's taxonomy places the organism in Eukaryota, Metazoa, Chordata, Mammalia, Diprotodontia, Phalangeridae. The transcript is spliced from 8 exons. Bases 126 to 977 code for a protein of 283 amino acids.